AUGGAUCCAAAACCAACACUAGAGGAUGUGCUUUACCUGACAGGGUCCCUCAAUGACGCUGCCAGCCGCGUUGAGCUAGAAGAAAACGGAGAGCAACAGGUAAAGCAGGUAACCUUGCACAAGAGGUCUGGGGAAGUAAAACAGCACAGCAAGAAGGGUGGUGUUUUAACUGCUGAGAUGGUGUCCAGCUGUGUGUCCAACCUUGGACGCUUUGGCACUGGGCUGCAACACUUGUACCACCACCUGUCUCUGCCUAGUCACAAUCUCAGUGACAUAUCUGUUUUAUCCAAUUAUGUCCAUCUUCAAAAGCUGGAACUGCCACACAACAAAAUUAAAGAUAUAUCCUGUGUGAGCCACAUGCCGUACCUUGUCAUGCUGGAUGCUUCUCACAAUGAAAUCUCCAACUUCUUUGGAUUCGAGCCACCCAAGAAUCUAAAGGAAGUCAAUUUCUCCCAUAACCGUAUGACAAAAAUGAAGGAUUUGUCAGCCUAUUCAUCGCUUAGUAAACUGGAUCUGGCCUACAACAGUUUCAGUGAGAUCAGUGGUCUUGAGCAAUGUUGCAAGCUCACCCAUCUCAGCCUGGCACACAACAAGAUCUCGAGGAUCAGUGGCAUGGACGGUCUGCCUCUCACCCACCUCUGCCUCAGGGGGAACCAGCUGGAGAGGAUUGAAGGGUUGGAGAAUCUGAGGAGUCUGCAGGUUCUUGACUUGUCUCUGAACAGCAUUAACAGUCUUUCUGGCCUCCAGAAUCUCCACCUCCUGGGCUCCAUCAAUCUGGAGAAAAACCUGAUUAGUGAAAUUCGGGAGUGCAAACACAUUCAUGAUCUUUUCCUGUUGAGCGACCUCAACCUGCUGGGAAACCCUGUGCAGGAGCAACCAGAUUACAGACUGGCAGUCGUCUUCCUCCUUCAGCAUCUGACUGUGCUGGACCAAGAGAAGGUCACUGCUGAAGAAAAGGUGUCAUCAGUAAACAAGUACGACCCUCCUUUGGAUGUAGUGGCAGCCCGGGAUCACAUGACCCACCUGGUGUAUCAGCUGAUGCAGCCCCAGGUGGUUUAUGACAGCAGCACUUUGCCCAGUGCAGACUCUCCAUAUCCGAUGCUGGUUCUGACUGGUCCUCAAGGCUGCGGGAAGAGAGAGCUGGCCCACAGACUGUGUCAGGAGUUCAACGAAUACUUCGCCUAUGGAACCUGUCACACCACAAGGAGGCCCUACUUUGGAGAGGAGAAUGGAAUUGAUUACCAUUUUGUCAGCGAGGAAGAUUUUCAGAACAUGACUCAAAUGGGUAAGUUUAUCCAGACCAUGCAGUAUGGGGGUCAAAGGUACGGUCUGACCAGAGACGCCAUAGAGGAUGUAGCAAGAGAAGGACUUGCCUGCUGCCUGCAUAUGGAGCUAGAGGGUGUGUUCAGUCUGAAGAAGAGCUACUUUGAGCCUCGAUACAUCCUGCUCAUCCCCGCCCAGGUGGAGCAGUACAUCGGCCACCUGAAAAACCGUGGUCUCUAUACCCCAGCACAGAUUGACAUCGCGGUGUCACGUAUAGAGCUCUACGCCAACACCAACAGGCAACGACUGGGAUUCUUUGAUAAUAUUAUCCCCUGUGAUGACUGGGAGGAAGCCUAUCAGACAUUGAGGCAGGUAGUGAGGGAGUACCUGUUGCUAGAUGAGCAGGAAGAAGGAGAACACAAAAACAGAGAAUCCCCUGACAACGCCUGCACAGGUCAGGAGGAGGAGGAGGAGCCACCUUCACCCCCGUCGAGGUCAGGAUCGGCCACGCUGACGUCACACUCUGCCACAGCUCUUGACCCCUCAGAUCCGUCUUACAGAAACUAUUUUACCAAGAUCCAGGCAGUGCUCAGCCCGCAGAAGAGCCACGUUGAGCUAGCUUCCAUCAGGAGGCGUGAGCAGCUGGUGAGAGAGGCUAUAGUGGGGAAGAGUCCAGGGGUCUACAGCCAGCUCUUCAAAAGGUCUGCUCAAACAGCACCAUCGUCACUGCAGAAUCAUGAUCCUGGUACUCAUUUUAUUGAGGACAGCAGCUCGGAUGAGUCUCGUGCCAGUUCAGCGCUGUCUGUGCCCAGUUCAGCCGGGGCCUUGUCUGGCUUAGUGGAGCCGCUAGAUAUGUCUGUCCUGGGACACGCUUUGGAAACACUCAAAGGCCAAACUCCUGAAUCCCCCCGUCCAGGCACAGAUCAGCUAGCUGUGGCCGCGUCUCCCCCCACUGACGGACGUCCUGGAUCCAACGUCAAGGCCAUCCUGCCGCCAAUCCCCACUGGGCGCAAGACCCCUGCGGCGCCCAGCCCGGCUCCUUCACUCAGACCCAACUCAAACCCAGCAGUCAGAGAUGGGAGCCGGGGAGGAGAAGCAGGCGGGGAGGGAUAG
This is a messenger RNA of Chelmon rostratus (copperband butterflyfish), 2376 nucleotides long. RefSeq names its product leucine-rich repeats and guanylate kinase domain containing (gene lrguk). Bases 1 to 2376 code for a protein of 791 amino acids. Lineage: Eukaryota; Metazoa; Chordata; Actinopteri; Chaetodontiformes; Chaetodontidae. Gene Ontology annotation, cellular component: cytosol. The record is from RefSeq and is a predicted model, not a curated record. The transcript is spliced from 22 exons. Gene Ontology annotation, molecular function: GMP kinase activity; protein binding.